Messenger RNA from Oryzias melastigma (Indian medaka), 1405 nucleotides. It is a transcript of the gene sf3b4, whose product is annotated as splicing factor 3b, subunit 4. The record is from RefSeq and is a predicted model, not a curated record. Gene Ontology annotation, molecular function: RNA binding. Lineage: Eukaryota; Metazoa; Chordata; Actinopteri; Beloniformes; Adrianichthyidae. The transcript is spliced from 6 exons. Gene Ontology annotation, biological process: positive regulation of mRNA splicing, via spliceosome. Bases 61 to 1254 code for a protein of 397 amino acids. Gene Ontology annotation, cellular component: U12-type spliceosomal complex; nucleolus.
ACCGAACCGGAAGAGGCGGGGCUUCCUCCAUGAACGCUUCUGGUGCGUUGGUCAUUCAACAUGGCCGCGGGACCAAUUUCUGAAAGAAACCAAGAUGCCACGGUGUAUGUUGGUGGGUUGGAUGAGAAGGUGUCAGAGCCGUUACUAUGGGAACUGUUCCUGCAGGCUGGUCCUGUGGUAAACACACACAUGCCCAAAGACAGGGUCACUGGUCAACAUCAAGGUUAUGGCUUUGUGGAAUUCCUUAGUGAGGAGGAUGCUGAUUAUGCUAUUAAAAUAAUGAAUAUGAUAAAGCUUUAUGGCAAACCUAUUCGCGUCAACAAGGCCUCGGCACACAACAAAAACUUGGAUGUGGGCGCAAACAUCUUCAUCGGUAACCUGGACCCAGAAAUCGACGAGAAACUGCUCUACGACACGUUUAGCGCCUUCGGUGUGAUUCUCCAAACGCCAAAGAUCAUGAGAGACCCGGACACGGGCAACUCCAAGGGCUACGCUUUCAUCAACUUCGCCAGUUUUGAUGCCUCUGACGCCGCCAUCGAGGCCAUGAACGGCCAGUACCUCUGUAACCGACCCAUCACCGUGUCGUACGCCUUCAAGAAAGAUUCUAAAGGCGAGCGCCAUGGCUCCGCUGCAGAACGGCUCCUGGCCGCGCAGAACCCGCUGUCCCAGGCGGAUAGGCCCCACCAGCUGUUCGCUGAUGCUCCUCCACCUCCUUCUAUUCCAACGCCAGUCCUGACCACACUAGGAGCUGGAAUUCCUAUUCCUGGCAUGGGAGGUCUGCCACCUCCUGGUGCAUUCCCUCCUGUUCCUCCCCCUGGAUCUAUUCCUCCAUCAAUGCCCCCUUCUAUGGGGAUGCCUCCAUCAGCAGGUGCCCCACAGGGUGUGGGUGGUGGGCCACCACCCUUCCCACCUGGAAGUAUGCAUCCAGGUAUGCCUCAGAUGCCCAUGCCUCCUCCGGCUCCGCCCGGCAUGGUUCCGCCGCCUCCCGCUCCACCAGGAUCAGGUCAACGCCCUCAACCGCCCCCCAACCUCCCCCCACCGCCAAUGGGCAUGCCUCCCAGAGCACCAUAUGGACCCCCCAUGGGUCCCCCGGUGCCUCCAGGUAUGAGAGGCCCUCCUCCCCCCAUGCCUCCACCCGGCUACGGCGCUGCUCCUCCCGGUCCUCCUCGUCCACCUCCCUUUGGAAUGCAGAGACCCCCAAUGCCCCCACGGCCUCCAGGUGCCCCUCCGAUGAGGGCACCAAUGCCACCAUAAUCUCAUUCUGCAGAAACUGGCUUUCAUUUGUCCCUUUUUUUUUUUAAAGUGUUAACAUUUCCUAGCUUUAGUUUUAACUAUGGAUUAAAUUGUUUUUGGUUUUUGCUCAUUUGUACAGGAAAACAUUUGCCCAAUAAAACUUUUAAUACAG